AUGUUGACUGAGAGUAAUUAUCAUCAUCGGUCUCAUCAUCAUCAUAAUAAUGGUCCGGUGAUUCAUCAACAUCGUACACAUUAUAUUCCUUAUCAACCCUCAUCAUAUAUAGCCAAGUCAACACAACAAGUUCAACAUCAACAAGUACCACAGCAACAACAACAGCAAGAAUCUGAAAUACAACAACCAAAAUUCGAUUUACAUCAUGCUGUUCGAACAAAUGAUGUUUCGGGAAUAAUUCGUUUACAUAGUCGACUUCGACAGCAACCAAUGGUAGCUGAUACAUGUUUACUUGAUUCGAAUGGUCAUACACCAUUGUAUGCAGCUAUUGCUAAUGGAAGACUUGCUAUGGUUGAUCUUCUUCUUCAUCUCGGCCAUAAUCCUUAUUGCAUCUCGGUGGCUCGUGAAUCAGCAUUAAAUGUUGCCAUAGGUUUUGGUCAUCUUGAUAUAAUAGAUUAUUUAUUAACCCGUGGUUUUCCUGUCGACUAUCCUGGUUUUGAAAAUAAAACUCCAUUAGAACGAGCUAUUGAAUGUAAUCAAGGUUCAGCUGUUGUUACUUUACUUAAACAUGGUAGUGAUUGGCGUCGUUAUGAAGAACGACGUAAAACAGGCGAUAUGUCACUUGUUGAAUGGGCACUUGCACAUGAGCAUCCUCAAGUAUUAGGUGUAUUUAUUGAUCUAUAUGGCGAUGAUGAAUCUGUAUUUAAUCAGAUCGGUAUGAUGUAA
Messenger RNA from Rotaria sp. Silwood2, 726 nucleotides. The record is from the annotation of a GenBank genome assembly. NCBI's taxonomy places the organism in Eukaryota, Metazoa, Rotifera, Eurotatoria, Philodinida, Philodinidae.